This is a messenger RNA of Pogonomyrmex barbatus (red harvester ant), 1487 nucleotides long. It is a transcript of the gene ArfGAP1, whose product is annotated as ADP-ribosylation factor GTPase-activating protein 1. Gene Ontology annotation, molecular function: GTPase activator activity. Lineage: Eukaryota; Metazoa; Arthropoda; Insecta; Hymenoptera; Formicidae. Gene Ontology annotation, biological process: regulation of ARF protein signal transduction; regulation of endocytosis. The record is from RefSeq and is a predicted model, not a curated record. Gene Ontology annotation, cellular component: Golgi membrane.
CAUUUUCGUGUGACGUCAAUCGGAGCAACGCCAGUUCCCUAGGCACAAAAAUUGUAUCCGACUUUUGCAAUAUGUCCACGUAGGAUCCGAUACGAUUUUCUCGUCCCGGAAGGAAAAACCGAUACAAUGACUUCGUAGCUUUGAGAGCUUUUGAUAAUUGACUAAUGUGACCAUGGCCAGUCCACGGACACGACGAGUGCUAAGUGAAUUGAAGCCUAGGGAUGAGAACAAUAAAUGUUUCGAAUGUGGCAGUCACAAUCCACAAUGGGUAUCUGUAACAUAUGGCAUUUGGAUAUGUCUGGAAUGCUCUGGCAAGCAUCGUGGUUUAGGUGUGCACUUGUCGUUUGUCCGCUCUGUCUCUAUGGAUAAGUGGAAAGACAUAGAACUGGAGAAGAUGAAAGUCGGUGGCAAUAGGAAUGCCCGAGAAUUCUUUGACAGUCAACCUGACUGGGAUGAAUCUAUGUCCAUCUCGCAGCGUUACAAUACAAAAGCGGCGGCAUUGUAUAGAGAUAAAAUUGCUACGCUAGCAAGAGGAGAGCCUUGGAGUCCAAGUAGUUCGAUAGCAAAAGAUUUCCAGCCUUCAACAUUCGUUAAAAGCAGACAAGAAUACUCAUAUCAAAAUGAUUCAUCCUCAUCUUAUCAAAAUAUGGACUCAAAUAGUAUGAAGAUACAGACAGAAUCUUUUUUCGCAAAGAAACAGACUGAAAAUGCCAAUCGUCCAGAUAAUAUCCCUCCUAAUCAAGGUGGUAAAUAUGGUGGCUUUGGUUAUCAAAUGGAUCCACCACCCAAAAGUUCAUCCCAAGAACUGUUCGAUACUGCAGUUUCUUCGUUAGCAACUGGUUGGUCAAUAUUCUCUUCCUCGGCAUCGAAAAUAGCAAGCAAAGCUACCGAGAAUGCUAUCAAAAUCGGAGGACUUGCAACACAAAAGGUUCGUGAUGGCACAUUAUUAGAGGAUGUAGGAACUCAGGUCAAUCAUUUGGUUACAAAGGUUGGAGAUAUAACAAGACGAGGAGGAUGGGGUGACAUUGCUGGGACCAAUUCAGCUGAACAACAAAGACAAUAUGAUUCCACAGACCGAUAUCAAUGUUCUAACAUGUAUCAGAAUAGCGAUUCGAUACAAUCAAAUCGCUCCAAUGAGAAAUCGUCUCUUGUAAGAAGCUCUAGUUCAAAAAGCAACAUUUCUGCUGGAGAUUCCUCCAAUACCUCGAACUGCGAUUGGGAUUGGGGCAACGACACGAAACAAACAAGCAAGACAGUAACCUCGAAAAAACAGCCGAAAGCAGAGAAGAAGGAAGAGUCAUUGAUAAAUUUCGAAACGGACAAUAAAGCACAACAGGAUUGGAACUCAAAAGCGGAAGAUGAUGCCUGGGAAAUAUUAAAUAAUUGACUCUGAUAUCACACUAGCGCAAAUUAAGGAAUGAGGACGGUAUAUGUUAAUCUUAAAAAAUAUUAAAGAGAAUUAAAGAGAGGAUGGAUAUAUGCUCUUA